AUGACACCCAAGACUCAUUCUUCGACCGCGUUCGGUAUCGUCGCCGAGCCUUCUCCGCCGUGUAAAACCCCGAAGAACAACCCUUCCCGAUCACCCCACAGUUCCACACGAUCUCAAGCAAAAAUUACGCCCAAGACUCCCGCUCUUCCCGGACCUGGUGUUCGAAAAGGCAAAGGCAGAGCGCGCAAUCCGACGCCUGCUCCAGCUAGCUCGGAUGAUGACGAUUUACCGGAUGCUGGGCCUCGAACCUUGGCUGCACUCUCCCGAUCAUGCUCUUCUUCACGGCGUAAAGUCCCGUUGGGUAAUCCGACGACUCCGUCUUCUACGUUACCAGAGUUGAUCGUAGUGGAUACCUCCAGCCCGGAUGUGGAUUCCCCCGCCUCCCCAGUUGCCGCUUCCCUUAGGCCAAAACCCAAGGUUUCCAAGGUCGACUUGUUUGGCGAAGCUUCUAGCAGUUCGGAGGGUCCGAUCAGCGUUACGGAAGACGUCCGAGCCUCAGCCAAUAAUCUGUUGUCCCUCGGCCGAGUACAAAGAUCUUCCCAAGACUAA
Molecule: messenger RNA, 549 nt
Organism: Peronospora matthiolae
Lineage: Eukaryota; Oomycota; Peronosporomycetes; Peronosporales; Peronosporaceae
Source: the annotation of a GenBank genome assembly